Cavia porcellus (domestic guinea pig) is the source of this 3800-nucleotide messenger RNA. RefSeq names its product chromosome unknown CXorf38 homolog (gene CUNHXorf38). Bases 54 to 896 code for a protein of 280 amino acids. The record is from RefSeq and is a predicted model, not a curated record. NCBI's taxonomy places the organism in Eukaryota, Metazoa, Chordata, Mammalia, Rodentia, Caviidae. The transcript is spliced from 5 exons.
CCAGCGCCUGCGUACUGCCGUCCUCCCCGCCCCCCUCUCCGGCCUAGUGGAAAAUGGUGCUGUCAGAACUGGCGCUGCGCCUAAACUGCGCCGAAUACAAGAACUGGGUGAAGGCAGGACAGUGCCUGCUGCUGCUGCGUAGCUGCCUGCAGGGUUUCGUUAGCCGCGAGGUGCUCUCCUUCCACCGCAGCCUGCUCGCCGCAACCCCCGCCUUGGGCCCUCGCGCCACCUGCCGCGGCGGUUCACGGUGCACCCCGCGCGCUCGCCAGUUUCAGCCUCAGUGUCAGGUGUGCGCGGAGUGGAAGCGGGAGAUUUUGAGACAUCACGUCAAUAGAAAUGGAGACGUGCAUUGGGGAAACUGCCGGCCAGGCCUCUGGCCCAGCGACGCCUGGGAGGUGGCCAAGGUGAUUAAGUGCCGUAAUGAGAUCAUGCACUCUUCAGAAAUGAAAGUAUCAUCUACAUGGCUUCAGGAUUUUCAGAUGAAGAUCCAAAAUUUUCUGAAUGAAUUCAAGAAUAUCCCAGAGAUUGUGGCAAUAUAUUCUAGAAUAGAACAGCUACUGACCUCUGACUGGACUGUUCACAUCCCCGAGGAGGACCAGCCUGAUGGAUAUGAAAAUGAAAUAGGAAGUUACCUGAGUGUAAGCCAAGUAAAUGAAAUCGAAAUGGAAUUACUGAAGGAAAAGCUUCACGAGAUGUACCUCCAAGCAGAAGGACAAGAGGUGCUGCCCGAAGAGAUUUCAAGUCGACUAGAAGUGGUGAAGGAAUUUCUGAGAAACAAUGAAGAUCUUAGAAAUGGCCUUAAAGAAGAUAUUCAGAAGCUAGACAGCCUCCAUCUACAGCAUCAAAAACCAGAUUCAAAGGAAGCUGGGAGACAGACACCUGAAAGAAAGGCCUGAGCUGAGUUUAGGCAUGUGAUGUUUUUCGUUUUUAUGAGAUAGGGUCUCACUAUAUACAUGCUGGCCUUGAACUUGUGGCAGUGCUCUUGCCUCAGCCUCUCGAGUGCUGGGAUCACAGGCAUGCACCAUCGUGCCCGGCGGCUUGUGAUGUUAGAUCAGGACAGCAUGGCUCGCCUCUUUGAUGUCUGUUCUCUUAUGGGAAACCAUGGUGGACACACAGGAGUCUCACCUGGCUUUCUUACGUCCUUGUCAUUUCCAAAGCCCUCUGAUCUUUAGUGAUUCAGCAUCAGUUCCCUGGCAGGUUUGUUUAGCCAAAUAUACCUGAGGUCACUCAAUUGGUUUUAGGCGAAUCAACUUUCUAUCAUAAUCAAAAAGCAUUUUUGCCCUUGUGCCCCAAAACCAUGCUAAUGAUGCUCUUCCUGUGGCAUUAAUAGCAACUGGCUGGUUUCCUUCAGGAAUACAGUUAGCAUAAGUAACCAUCUUCAAUGUUUACUCUUUUCCCCUCCAGUGCAGAGAAUGAAAGCCUUCCCUUUCAUCCUAAGUUGCACUUCGACACAAACGAAGCGUGUGCACACAGGUCAGCAUGGUUUCCAGCUCAGGCAUCCUUUUCUAUGCAGAGGAGGAAGUUUCCAGAGUACUAUAGCCAAAUAACAGGUUUUUCUUGUCCCAGACUUGCCUCUGAAUCUUCGGGGACAGUUUUGUCAUAAUCAUAAUAAACUUGGGGUUGUGUAACAUAAACCAAUCAGAAAACCCUAGCUCUCCUUGUGCCGUCACUCGCUGUCUCCUGAGGGCUUCCUGGUGUGCCAAGGGUCGGGCCAGGCCUGCACCAGGAACUCACACGGACCUCUGUGCCCCUGGCAGGUGUGGCCUGUCCCUGCUACCUGCUGCCUGAAAGCCUCCCAUGUCAGGACCUCGGUGGAAGUGUUGGGCUAGAAACCCUUCCUUUUUGGAAGAAGUCAAAAGGGAAACAUGCCCAGAAGGCAAGUUUCUAGCCAUUUCAGCUUGAGAUAAACAAAACUGUUCCUAGCUGGCUUGAGCCCCCUGAGGCCAUGGGUGGGGCCAGGUAGUGGGAGGUCACUGGGACCUCAGGGUUGGGCAUGGUGGCUGUGUACGUGACCCUUGGGAAGUCAGGUCCCCAGCAGGCAGGCUCAGACUGUCUUUGUUCAUAUCUCCAGUGUGGAGCACGGGGCCUGGCCCGCAGCUGGUGGUGAAUGUUUGUUUGGCUGAAGAUUUCAUCUAGGUUACUAGGAGUAUGUGUAAGCGUGCAUGUUAGUUAUACUGUUAACUAAGCCUGGUCCUCCAUUAUGAAAUUUAAGAAUGAAACUUCUCAACAUUCUUAUGGAAACUCAUUUUCUUUUAGCAGUUUCACAGAUUCAUUCAUAUUUCCUUUCUUUUACCCAGAAAGUAUUCUGCUUCUGACUUUGUCAGGUUUGUUCCUGAGUGGCAAUAUACACUGUCCCAUGGUGUUCAGUGAUCAGUGGGGUUGGCCUCACUGGCGUCUUCCCCUCCCUCUGCUCAUCGCCAAGACCACUUGUACUAAAGUGGGUCGGGUCAUCUCUGAACUUUUGGUGACAGAAUCACCUGGAUGAAAUGCUGCAGGCAGAGCCUGAGGGAGAUGGGUGUACUUUGCCUGUUUACUGGCCCACAAUGGCAUCGUUGGAGAAUGGGCAGAGGAAAGGGGUGUAUAUUUCUACCCCACUUGUCUCAAAAUGCAUUUCAGCUAAUUCUGUAAUCCAGAGGAGCGCAGCUGUGCCUGCUGUCUCCCACUUCCCAGUUGCUGUUUGGUCUUUAGUCUGGCGCUUGUGUACUGCUGGGGAUCGAGUACGCUAUGCCACUGCUGAGCUAGAACCUGCCACUUGCAUUUUCUUCCUCCUGUUGUUUCAUGAAGUUCCUUGAAAAGACUUCAGUAGUGAAGUAAGAAUUUUCAUACAUCUAGCAAACUCCAAAACUAAGAAACUUGGAUGAAAUAUCUCCUAGCUUUUAGAUCCAGGAUCUAGAAAAUGUGGGAGCAAAUAGGAUCUUGAUUCACUAAGCAACUUAAAACCUGAUUUCUAACUUUAGAAACUUUGGAAUAUGACCCCUUCGAUUUUAUACCUGCAUCAUUCAUUUUUCCUUCUAUCCAGCAAGCACUUCUCAGAUGUCAACCAUGUCGCAGACCCUGAAGUAGAUGAGAAUAUAAGGAUUUGGAAGGUAUGGGUGAUAAUGUAUGGGUUGUCAUUUUACAGGUUUAUUUAUCUGUUCUAUUAAGUCAAAGGUAUUGUUCAGAAAGCUUUAUACUGGUAACAUUUAGUUACAUUGAAACAGAAAAGAAGACAUGGCUAGAGAGGGCAUUAAAGCAAAUGUAGUGUAUACAGAGAGGUCAACCUAUGAGCACUUAUUUGAUGUCAUUGUGCCCAUGGGUGCCGGGGGCAUGUACAACAGCAUAGUUAACCAGCUAUUAAUAGAGAACCAAUGGAAUAAAGUGUAAUGUCAGCUUUCAGGAUGUUAUGCAACUGUUAGAAAGACUGAGGCGAUACUGCUGUACAGCAGUAUGAGGUGAUCUAUAAGAAAAGCAAGGCUAGGGGUGUGGCUUGGUGGUAGAGCACUGCCACCAAAAUUAAAUGCACAGAAAACCAAAAUGUUUAACUGUGCAUAGCAUGUUGUAAUGCUAUAUGUAUUUUAUAAUAACUAAGGUUUGAAAAUCUUUUGGGGCUUGGGGUAGUUAUAAGGAAUUUGACUUCUUAUUUUGUGUACACUCAUAUGACAUUUUUACAAAUGUGCACUCGUUUUUGUAAAUGGGAAAGGGAGGAGAGAUUAAAAGGAGGGUAGGGGAAUGGGGAAAAGUCAUGUACAAGUACAAAUUCUCUGACAAAUAUGAUCAUUGUGUAUAUCUAAAAUGCACCAAUAAAAUCUGUUGGAAAACAA